This is a messenger RNA of Sinocyclocheilus rhinocerous, 1177 nucleotides long. RefSeq names its product gastrula zinc finger protein XlCGF8.2DB-like. Gene Ontology annotation, biological process: regulation of DNA-templated transcription. NCBI's taxonomy places the organism in Eukaryota, Metazoa, Chordata, Actinopteri, Cypriniformes, Cyprinidae. The record is from RefSeq and is a predicted model, not a curated record. Bases 29 to 1165 code for a protein of 378 amino acids. Gene Ontology annotation, molecular function: RNA polymerase II cis-regulatory region sequence-specific DNA binding; DNA-binding transcription factor activity, RNA polymerase II-specific. The transcript is spliced from 2 exons.
UGAAGAUACUGAGACACAAACAGACCUGAUGGCACUGAAAAAGGAAAAUCAAGAACUGAACGAAACGGAAGUUAAAGAUCAAAAUGAAAAACAUAAUAAUUUCAAAACUGAAGAAAAAUUGAUUAGUUGCUCACAAACUAAAAAGACUUCCUCACCAAUAAAAGCUAAAAAAACUACAAACCUUAACAAACCCCACUUGAGAGUUCAUACUGGAGAGAGACCUUACACAUGCCAACAGUGUGGAGAAAUUUUCAAUCAAAAAAGACGCCUUAAAGUCCACAUGAAAAUUCACAUUAAAAAGGAGCCAUUAAUAUGCACUCAGUGUGGAAAGAGUUUUAAACGGAGAAAUCACCUUAAGUCCCACAUGAUCAUUCACUCUGGAGAGAGACCUUACACCUGUCCUCAGUGUGGAAAGAGUUUCAGGGUUAAAGGAAACUUUAAAGCUCACAUUAGAAUUCACACUGGAGAGAAACCUUACACCUGCAAACUGUGUGGGAAAAGUUUCUCAUUAAAUAACGGUCUUAAGACUCACAUGAUAAUUCACACUGGAGAGAAGCCAUUUGAAUGUGAUCAGUGUGGAAAGAGUUUUACACUGAAAGCACUCCUUAAUGUCCACAUGAGAGUUCACACUGGAGAGAGACCUUACACCUGCGAACAGUGUGGAAAGGGCUUCAAACGAAAAGAAAAUUUUAAGGCUCACAUGAGGAUUCACACGGGAGAGAAUCUGUUCACAUGCGAUCAGUGUGGAAAGAGUGUCACAUGUAAAGAAGGCCUUAGAAAGCACAUGAAGAUUCAUUCAAGAGAGAACCGUUUUAAAUGUCAUCAGUGCAAAAGGCGUUUCACAGACACAAAGCACCUUCAGGAUCAUGUUAAAAUUCACAACAGACAGAAGCCUUUCAGGUGCCAUCUCUGUGAAAAGAGUUUUUCAAGCAAUACAAACCUUGAGAAUCACAUAAGAGUUCACACUGGAGAGAAACCUUUCACCUGCAAACAGUGUGGAAGGUGUUUCACGAUUAUAGGAAACCUUAAGACUCACAUGAGAGUUCACACUGGAGAGAAACCUUACAAGUGUCUUCAGUGUGAGAAGCGGUUCACAUGUAAAAGCAGCAUGAAUCGUCAUAUGCAAAUGCAUUCUGGGAAGAAAUUGCCAUUUUCCUCAGAGUGACGAGGUUUUAGA